AGCUCUUGAUAAAGACUCAGCAAAAGUGUUCACUCAUUUACUAGAGGAAGAAAGUUACCCUCAUUUUGAAUCACGAGUAAUGUUAGCGGGCGAGCCGGGAACUGGAAAAACAACAAUAGCUCGAUAUCUGGUUGGCAAGGGACCAACGAGUGUGCGAAAAUCCACUGACGGGAUCGGUCUAUAUACAGGCUUGUCGUAUAUGGACAGAGAAACGGAGAUAUGGUUGAAUGGCAAACAAGAUUUCUCUUUAGCAGACUUAACCAUCAGCAGGUCGUUAAGACAGAAACCACUUGGUCUUCCAAUUAGCAGUCAUUCAACUGAAUUGUACACUGAUUUAACCAAAAAGCAUGAUAAGAGUCCGACAUCAAGUGCCUCUGUUCGAUUUAACGAACAACAAGUAGUCGAUAAGGAUAGAUAUAAAAUGCCACGUGUUCCAACCGAAAAGUAUGCAAGCAGAUUAAGAGAACAAGGAAAUGUCAAUAAACCAACGAAACGUAUCCCAGACGACAAAGCAAUCACAAAUGUUUCUCUUGAUUUGUAUAAACACCAAGGUGAUCCAAAUGAAAACGAAAUACCAGUGCAAAAACAACACGGCCACCCUCAAGACGAAACACAAUUACCGAAUAUCCCUCUUGAUUUAGAUAAAACAAUAUAUGAUUCCAAAGACAAAAAACAAGUGCCUAAAGCUUAUUUUGAUCGAGACAAACAACAAGAUGAUCAUGAAAUGCUAGUUCUUAAUGUGCCACUGGAUCUAAAUAAACAACAAGAUCAUCGGCAGGACAAAGGACCUGUGCCAAAAGUCCUUCUUGAUGCAGAUACACAACAUGGUCAUUAUUUAGACGAAAUACCAAUACCAAAUGUCCUAUUUGAUUCAGAUACACCACCGAGGGUCUCAAAGGACAAAGAUAAAUUUCAAAAUCAACCGUUAUGUUUACAUGAACAAGAAGAAUAUAAUAAAGAUGACAGACCAAUGCCAAAUUUCAUUUUUACUGAAGAAAAGCAAAACGAAAUGUUGCAAUACGACAUACUGAUAAAUAUUUUGUCUGAUAUAGAUAGUCAACACAGAGAUCUUCACAACAACAAGGCAAUGGCAAAUUUAUUACAAAACUUAAAAGAUUCUUCGGAGUUUCAAAAGAAGUGA
Molecule: messenger RNA, 1141 nt
Organism: Mytilus californianus (California mussel)
Lineage: Eukaryota; Metazoa; Mollusca; Bivalvia; Mytilida; Mytilidae
Exons: 3
Coding region: 80-1141 (353 amino acids)
Source: RefSeq, a predicted model, not a curated record